AUGGGGAACGGGUCGAUGAAAUCAAAGCGUUACAAGCACACGGAUGGCUCCGCUGCCGCCCCCAACGGCCGGGCCCACAAAGAUCAAGGUGGCAGGCACAAAAAGUUGUCCCUGGACUCCCUGAGGGCCCGGCUGGAGGAGCUAGAGCGAGAGGGCAAGAGGAAGGAUGAGGAGCUUAGCGCCAAAGAGCAGCAGAUCCGAGGUCUGCAGGAGCAGCUGGCCCGGCAGACGCGAGCUCUGGCCGAGCUGAGCGAGGAGCUGCAGAACAAGUGCAUCCAGCUCAACAAGCUGCAGGACGUGAUGAAGAACCAGAGCGGAGCCUCGGCCAGUCCGGCAUCGCGGCCUCCUUCCGUCAAAGCCAGCGGGAAGGGCAGCCCCAACCUCGGCGUUCGCAUCAAGGCGUCCCUCAACAGAAGGAAAGGGGCCAAAUCUGGGGUGUCAGCCGAACCCACAUCCAGGACCUACGACUCCAGCAGCCUGCCCAAGUUCUCCUUCGAGAACGCGCGGGUACCGAAGGAUGCGAGUGUGAAGAAGCUGCUGACAGACGCCCUGAACAAGAACCAGUAUCUGAGGAGGCUGGAGCUGCAGCAGAUCAAAGACAUGGUGGAGUGCAUGUAUGAGCGCACCUACCAGCAGGGAGAGUACGUCAUCAAGCAGGGAGAGCCUGGGAACCAUCUGUUUGUCCUGGCAGAUGGGAAGCUGGAUGUGUUUCAACAUAACAAACUGCUCACAUCGAUAACGGUGUGGACCACUUUUGGGGAAUUAGCCAUUCUGUACAACUGCACACGGACGGCAUCAGUGCGAGCGGUGAACAAAGUGUGGACGUGGGCUUUGGAUCGGGAGGUGUUUCAGAACAUCAUGAGGAGGACGGCCGAGACGCGACACGAACAGUACCGAAACUUCCUCCGAAGUGUUUCACUCUUGGCCAAUCUACCGGAGGACAAGCUGAGCAAAAUAGUGGACUGCCUCGAGGUGGAAUACUAUGACAUGGGAGAGUAUGUCAUCCGGGAGGGAGAGGAGGGCAGCACCUUCUACAUCAUCGCACAGGGAAAGGUGAAGGUGACCCAGACCACCGAGGCCCACAAGGUGCCGCAGAUCAUUAACACACUGCAGAAGGGAGACUACUUUGGAGAGAAAGCACUCAUAAGCGAUGAUGUCAGGUCGGCGAAUAUCGUCGCUGAUGAAAACGGGGUGGAGUGCCUUGUCAUCGACAGAGAGACAUUUGAUCAGACAGUGGGAACCUUCAAUGAGCUGCAGAAGUACCUCCAAGGCUACGUGGCAACACUUGAUCGUGACGACAAGAAGAGACAUGCCAGGAGGUCGGUGUCGCGCCACCAGAGUCAGCCGCUGUCUCCCGAUGUCAUCCAGCUGAAGGACAUGGUGUCGGUGUUCUCUCCAUCCAGGCCCUUCGACCACCUGGAGGUCAUCACUACACUCGGGGUUGGUGGCUUUGGACGAGUAGAGCUGGUGAAGGUGAAGGGCAAGGAUAUCACCUUCGCACUGAAGGUCAUCAAGAAGAAGCACGUCGUGGACAACCGGCAGGAAGAGCACAUCCACUCGGAGAGGAAGAUCCUCGCCGAGGCCUGCUCGCCUUUCGUUGUCAAACUGUAUCGCACGUUCAAGGAUGACAAGUAUGUGUACAUGCUGCUGGAGGCCUGUCUGGGUGGAGAGAUUUGGAGUCUGCUCAGAGACAGGGGGAGUUUUGAUGAGCCCACUGCCAAAUUCUGCGUUGGUUGUGUCACAGAGGCUUUCGACUACCUCCAUCGCAAAGGUGUCCUCUACAGAGACCUGAAGCCUGAGAAUCUCAUGCUGGACACUGAGGGGUACAUCAAACUGGUUGACUUUGGAUUUGCCAAGAAAAUCAGAUGUGGCCAAAAGACCUGGACCUUCUGUGGGACCCCGGAGUACGUGGCCCCGGAGAUCAUCCUCAACAAAGGCCACAACUUCAGUGUGGACUUCUGGUCUCUGGGCAUCCUGGUGUUUGAGCUCCUUACUGGCAGUCCUCCAUUCUCAGGGAGUGACCAGAUGAUGACGUACACUUUCAUCCUGAAAGGCAUUGAGAAGAUGGACUUCCCCAAGAAGAUCGCGAAGAGACCCGAGGACCUCAUACGCAAGCUAUGCAGGCGAAAUCCCUCAGAGCGACUGGGCAACCUCAAAAAUGGGAUAACUGAUAUCAAGAAGCACAGGUGGUUUAACGGUUUCAACUGGGAGGGACUGAAGGCCAGGACUUUACCGUCUCCGCUGAAAAGAGAACUCACAGGACCGGGGGAUCACAGCUACUUUGACAGCUACCCUCCAGAUGAGGACAGUCCUCCUGAUGAGCUGUCUGGUUGGGACAUGGACUUCUAA
Xiphias gladius (swordfish) is the source of this 2349-nucleotide messenger RNA. RefSeq names its product protein kinase cGMP-dependent 2 (gene prkg2). Lineage: Eukaryota; Metazoa; Chordata; Actinopteri; Istiophoriformes; Xiphiidae. Gene Ontology annotation, molecular function: ATP binding; cGMP-dependent protein kinase activity. Bases 1 to 2349 code for a protein of 782 amino acids. The transcript is spliced from 18 exons. Gene Ontology annotation, biological process: protein phosphorylation. The record is from RefSeq and is a predicted model, not a curated record.